AUGAUAAUUGAUCAAGGUGACAAAGAAGUUCAAAACACAUCAUUGAACAAAUAUGCUUUGGCUUGUGCCCUUGUUGCUUCAAUGGUUUCCAUUGUCUCUGGCUAUGAUACCGGUGUUAUGAGUGGAGCAAUGAUUUUCAUAAAAGAGGAUUUGGGAAUCAGUGACACACAACAAGAAAUUCUAGCAGGAAUCUUAAAUCUUAUUGAUGUUGGCUUCUUUGUCUGUUUCAAUUCCUUUCUGUCAUUGUUAACUGUGAUGCCAACAAGGGUGGUAAUGAUCGUUUGGAAGCUUCUGAAAACAAGGAAGUUCAAGAGGCUGUCUCCAGUUGAAUUGUCGGAUUUUGGCUAUUUUAUUAUUAUGGCUUGUGGAAUCACUGUUUUGCAGCAAAUAGAUAUCAGCUUCAUAUAUCAUAUAAUCCGUGGUCAAGCAACAAUCAAACUGUAUGUGAUCUACAACGUCUUAGAGCCUAUCAGGUCAUCAACAGGUGGUUUUGGCCAGCAGGCUUACCGUCCACCUAGAGGAUCUGGUGGUCCACCUCAAUGGGGUCAGCGAAGCUCACAUUAUGGCCAUCAGCAAUCAUAUGACUAUCAACACCGCGGGCCAUAUCCUUCUCACAAUCAAUCAUAUGCUCCUACUCCUUAUGGAAAUUAUCCUCAACAUAUGGCUCCAAGGAGCAGCUAUGGUUCUGGUUGGGAGCAAAGGCCUCACCAGAGUAUACAGGGGCCACCCUCACAUAAUGGUGGUUAUGAUUAUUAUGGCGGACAAGGGGGUCAUUCAUCUGAGGCUCCAUCAUCUGCCCAACAUCCCAGUUCAGUUCCCCAACAUGGUACCGGACCUUCUCCUUUACCCUCCAUGGGCCCAUCCCCAGCACAGAUGAAUUACAAUUAUGGACAGCCUCAGGGCCAGGAUUAUGGACAUCAGACACCUUAUCAGCAGGCAGGACAUCCUCAACAAGGUUAUGGACAAGGUUAUCAGACACCUCAAGGCCAAAUGUUUUGCUAUAGUUCAUCAUAA
Molecule: messenger RNA, 1014 nt
Organism: Vicia faba (fava bean)
Lineage: Eukaryota; Viridiplantae; Streptophyta; Magnoliopsida; Fabales; Fabaceae
Source: the annotation of a GenBank genome assembly